Molecule: messenger RNA, 1724 nt
Organism: Daphnia pulex (common water flea)
Lineage: Eukaryota; Metazoa; Arthropoda; Branchiopoda; Diplostraca; Daphniidae
Product: calcium-dependent protein kinase 2-like
Exons: 6
Coding region: 201-1724 (507 amino acids)
Biological process (GO): intrinsic apoptotic signaling pathway in response to endoplasmic reticulum stress; protein phosphorylation; IRE1-mediated unfolded protein response
Cellular component (GO): IRE1-TRAF2-ASK1 complex
Molecular function (GO): ATP binding; RNA endonuclease activity; protein serine/threonine kinase activity
Source: RefSeq, a predicted model, not a curated record
CCUAAAAGACACAAGUUUUGAGCAGGUUUUCGUUAAAGAUAAGGAGAGAAAUUUGUCUAUAUUUUCGGAGUGGCAUCACUGUAACUUAAAUCGAUGAUCCCAGCAUCACGUUAUUAACUGUGCUGCGUCAUUCUGUGCCACGCCUCAGUCUUUUUCAUUACAACACAUUCUCUCAUUUAAUUCGAUUUCAAAAGUGAAUUAUGUCUCUUGAAGAACCGAAAAAAAAAAUGGAAAUACAACGCGAAGCAAUCUUAGGGCAAGGAGGAUAUGGAAUCGUCUAUAAGGGCUUUUGGGGUCCGAAUCGCAUACCAGUGGCCGUCAAGCGACUUCAGCUGGUGCAUCUUGACAGCAGCGAAAAAGAAGAGGAAGCACUUCAAAAUUUGAAGCAUCCAAACAUCAUAAAAAUUUAUCACGCCGAAAACGACACAGAUUUCAGAUAUUUUGCGCUUGAACUGUGCGAAGCCUCGAUGGACAAAUUAUUCCUGCAAGACGACGAUUCCAAAAAGUGUCGCAGGCGAAUGCCUCCGCGAGAAGACGUUCUUUAUCAAUUAGCCCAGGGAUUAAAAUACAUUCACAAAAUGGGAAUGACCCACCACGACAUCAAGCCAGAGAACGUCCUUAUCUGGGUGGAUUCUAAGGAUGGCCAAGUCAUAAUGAAAUGGGCAGACUUUGGACUAAGAAAAGGAAAAUACGGCAUUGUUUAUGAAGGCGUUUGGCGUGGAAAUCAAGUAGCCAUCAAAAGAAUUCCUUUAGAUCAUGCCACGAUCAGCAAUGAACGAGAAGUGAACGCGCUAAAAAAAUUUGAUCAUGAAAACGUCAUCAAGUUGUUUCAUGAUGAGAAAGACACAAACUUUAAAUUUUUUGUCCUUGAAUUGUGUAAGGCCUCUUUGGACAAACUAUUUCUUAAAGGAGAUGACCCAGAAAAGUACAGUGGCCCAAUGCCGUCAGAGGCAGAAGUCCUACUCCAGUUGGCUAAAGGACUCGAGCAUAUACACAAAAAUGGAUUAGUCCAUCGCGACAUCAAGCCACAGAACGUUCUCAUUUGGGUGAACCCACAAACUAAGCAGGUUUUAAUGAAAUGGGCUGAUUUUGGUUUCAGUAAACAAGUCAACGAAAGGGGAACUUUCACCAUGAGUGGAGUGAGGGGAACAUUACAUUGGUUAGCACCAGAAAUAUUGAAACUAAUGGACGAGGAUAGCUCUACUGAUAACGAAGAUAAGAAAAGAGGAACCGUCAAGAGCGAUGUAUUUGCAGAAGGCCUCGUCUUUGGCUACUUCCUUUCGGAAGGGGUUCAUCCUUUUGGCACCUCAAAUAUACAAAUCCCAAUAAACGUAGGAAAAAUGGAACCAGCCAACCUUCCCAAGAGGAAAAAAAUUCGUAACAUAAUCAGAAAAAUGUUAGACAAAGAACCAGAUAAUCGAAUUGCAUCGUCCGACGUCGUUGCACUACUCAAAGAAGAAAAGGAAGGCAAGGCAAUAGAGAUUGAUGUCAAUUGCAAAACCAAGUACGGAAGUAAUGCUCUAACACUGUUGUACCAAAAUUACCAAAAAGAAAAUCUAAAAGAAAUUACGGGUCUUCUGAUGCAAAGUGGAUUAAAUGUGACUCCAGAAACGGUCACCUUUUUCAAGGAAAAAUACCACAAAGAAAAUCGCGAUGAAAUCUUGUUAUUGCUUGAUCAACAACAUUCAGAUGAACCUGUGACCAAACGAAUGAAAUUCGAAUAA